Messenger RNA from Trypanosoma theileri, 1602 nucleotides. RefSeq lists its product as uncharacterized. The record is from RefSeq and is a predicted model, not a curated record. Gene Ontology annotation, biological process: lipid metabolic process. Lineage: Eukaryota; Euglenozoa; Kinetoplastea; Trypanosomatida; Trypanosomatidae. The transcript has a single exon. The coding region runs from base 1 to 1602 and encodes 533 amino acids.
AUGAGUGUCUCGCGAGCAGUUCGCAGAGACACCUGCGCUGCCUACCGCCGUCUUCUCGGUGUUGUGCAUCAAGUUGCUCGCGACUGCCCACUACACCAAACGGAGGGUCUAACACGGUACGUGGCUGCUCGCUUCUUUGAUGCCGCUGAACAUAAUCGUAGACGAUAUCUCAAGUUGUAUGAACAGAAACUCACACCCCGCAGUAGGAGAGGACGACAACAGCAACAGCAAAAGCAAAAGUCUCUGGAAAUUCAGUAUGAACGAUAUAUUUCAAAAGAAUUACAGAAAGUACACAACAUGACGGAACAGCUUCUUCUUGCACCAGGUAAUCGUGCUCUUACCUCUAUGCUUCAGGUUCUUUCUGCAGGUGUUGGUAAUAUACAUUAUCAGCAAACUAUUGAAGGAAACUAUUUUCAAUAUUCUCAGUUUGAGAACAAGAAGGCAGAACGUAAUGAAGUAGAUGAGGAAGCCGUUGCAGAACGUCAAAAUCGUAUUAUGCAACAUGCACUUAUUCCAUAUGGUGAGCGAUUAGCCUUUCUCCAUCGUCUAGAGAGAAAGGAUGGAAGUGAUAAAAUAGAACAGAAACAACAAAAUACACUUACAUCAUGGCAAGUUACUGAAAGUAUUAUUGGUACACGUAGUGGUGUCACAGCUCAUCAUGUUUCUCAUGGAAAGGAAGAUAUGGUACUGGAAGUAGAUGAGACGUAUAAUAAGCAGAUUGUUUAUCUGCGAUGUGAACCAUACGACUGGGAACAUGAAGUGGAACGUUUAGAGAUAACGGAAGCAGAAGAAGUGCGAGGUACUAUAUUCCAUGCAGAGUAUCUUAGUGUGGCCCAGCGGUUAGCGGAUGCUCUAUUAGCUGAAACCCCUUUACAUGCCUACCGUUCCACUGUUGUUGUGGGUCACGGGGUUGGCGGUGCUGUAGGUUUUUGUUUGGCGUUGUUACUACAUGUACGUGGAUUUGAUGUUAAGAACUGCGUAAGUUUUGGUUCUCCAAAGGCGGUACAACGAACUCUUGAGCGUUAUAUUCAUGCCAUUAACCCUAUUCGUGUGGUGCUUGAGGGUGAUCCACUAGUUGAAUUACCAGUAACGGGAGCUGAAGGCGAUCCUUUUGUACACCAUGGCGAAAUUUUGGUAAUGGGUUCUCCUACCAUGCAGCAGGAAGAAGAGGGAGAGAAGAAAGAAAUAGAAAAAGAAAAAAGAGAGGAACAGAAUGACGUAAAGAACAUUUCAAGUUCAAAUGAUUCUCUUACUGCUGAUGUACUCAGCGACCUUUUAGAACCUGAUAUGCAGUUAGUAACACAGGAGUCAAGAGGAGGAAAAGAGGAUAUGGAGGAUAAUAAGAAUGAUAAUGAAGAGACGGACGAAACGGAGGAAGAUAUAUCCAGAAUUUCACAGAUAACAGCAGAGCGAUACUCUGUAAACUAUACAGCGGAUCAUUACAUUGACCGUCUUGUUGACACCACAAUACCAUUAACAUAUGCAGAGGGUGAUGAGGUGUGGGAUGAGGGUGAUUACGCACAGAUGAGGCGUGAAGCAGGAGGACACCCUCACGUAAUGGAAUCACAGAAAUGGCGGGAAGAGAGAAAAAGUCCAUUGUAG